AUGGCGGAGCUAGUAAUAUGUGCGGAGAAUUCAAUGAUUUUAAGCAUUACUCCUUGCACUUUACAACAUGUAGGAGAUACAAGGUGGAGUUCUUGUUCCGUUCUUAAGAACAUCAUAAGCGAUGGAAAUUUGACUAAGAGAAGCAAUGUAGAUAGCGUUUAUGAUGUGAUGACAUCUUUUGAGUUUGUAUUCAUCUUGCAUCUCAUGAUAGAUAUUUUAAGCACCACUGGUGAUCUUAGUCAAGCUUUGCAACGUGGCAAAGGGAGGUCUCGUCUUCAACGAGAUUCCAUUUCAGUUGGGCAUUGCUACUGUGUUAAUAUACUUAUCUUUGCUAUUGAUUCUCAAAUCCAUAAGAUGAACAUUAGAUUCAAUGAUGACAUGGUAGAGUUACUUACGCUUAGUUCUACUUUAGAUAUAAUUGAUGGUUAUAAAUCAUUUUUGAAUUGA
Hibiscus syriacus is the source of this 447-nucleotide messenger RNA. RefSeq lists its product as uncharacterized. The record is from RefSeq and is a predicted model, not a curated record. Bases 1 to 447 code for a protein of 148 amino acids. The transcript has 2 exons. NCBI's taxonomy places the organism in Eukaryota, Viridiplantae, Streptophyta, Magnoliopsida, Malvales, Malvaceae.